GUGAACAAUUUCCUCAUGACUGGUCCAAAGGCUUACUUGAUCUACUCCAGCAGCGUGGCGGCCGGGGCCCAGAGUGGUAUCGAAGAGUGCAAAUAUCAGUUUGCCUGGGACCGCUGGAACUGCCCAGAAAGAGCCCUGCAGCUGUCCAGUCACGGCGGCCUUCGCAGUGCCAAUCGGGAGACAGCAUUUGUCCACGCCAUCAGCUCUGCUGGAGUCAUGUACACCCUGACCAGGAACUGCAGCCUUGGGGACUUUGACAACUGUGGCUGUGAUGACUCCCGCAAUGGACAACUGGGGGGCCAAGGCUGGCUGUGGGGGGGCUGCAGCGAUAAUGUGGGCUUCGGAGAGGCUAUUUCCAAGCAGUUCGUCGAUGCCCUGGAGACUGGACAGGAUGCCCGCGCGGCCAUGAACCUGCACAACAACGAGGCCGGACGCAAAGCCGUGAAGGGCACCAUGAAACGCACGUGCAAGUGCCACGGCGUGUCGGGCAGCUGCACCACGCAGACGUGCUGGCUGCAGCUGCCCGAGUUCCGCGAGGUGGGCGCGCACCUGAAGGAGAAGUACCACGUGGCGCUCAAGGUGGACCUGCUGCAGGGUGCGGGCAACAGCGCGGCGGGCCGCGGGGCCAUCGCCGACACCUUCCGCUCCAUCUCCACGCGGGAGCUGGUGCACCUGGAGGACUCCCCGGACUACUGCCUGGAGAACAAGACGCUCGGCCUGCUGGGCACCGAGGGCCGCGAGUGCCUGCGGCGCGGGCGCGCCCUGGGCCGCUGGGAGCGCCGCAGCUGCCGCCGGCUGUGCGGGGACUGCGGGCUGGCGGUGGAGGAGCGGCGCGCCGAGACCGUGUCCAGCUGCAACUGCAAGUUCCACUGGUGCUGCGCCGUGCGCUGCGAGCAGUGCCGCCGGCGCGUCACCAAGUACUUCUGCAGCCGGGAGGAGCGGCCGCGGGGCGGCGCGGCGCGCAAGGCCGCCAGGAAUCCCUAAGCGUCUCCUCGAACCCCCUUCCUCCCCUCCGUGGCUUCAUCUAGAGAACCCCUCCCCCGUUCUAGAAGCACCUAGGGAAUAGGGGCGCCCCCCGGAACUCCCGAGCCCGGGGAUCCCCGCAGGGAAAAAGCCGCCGCCGCCGCCGUCUGUCCUCAGAGCUCGCCAGUGAAGUGGCUGCCCCAGCGCCUCUGCGCUCCCCUGGACAGCGGGUGGGCCUCGCCGGGUACGCUGAGGUCUGGGAAGGCUCAGGUCCGAGCCGCUGAGCGCCCUGGGCGGUCCU
Sorex araneus (European shrew) is the source of this 1264-nucleotide messenger RNA. It is a transcript of the gene WNT8B, whose product is annotated as Wnt family member 8B. The record is from RefSeq and is a predicted model, not a curated record. Gene Ontology annotation, cellular component: extracellular region. Lineage: Eukaryota; Metazoa; Chordata; Mammalia; Eulipotyphla; Soricidae. The coding region runs from base 16 to 984 and encodes 322 amino acids. Gene Ontology annotation, biological process: cell fate commitment; neuron differentiation; canonical Wnt signaling pathway. Gene Ontology annotation, molecular function: frizzled binding; cytokine activity. The transcript has 5 exons.